Molecule: messenger RNA, 342 nt
Organism: Enterobius vermicularis (human pinworm)
Lineage: Eukaryota; Metazoa; Nematoda; Chromadorea; Rhabditida; Oxyuridae
Source: the annotation of a GenBank genome assembly
AUGUCUGGUACUGUGAUCUUAGCAGGCGUUACGCUUGCUGCGGGAAGCUUUCUUGGUCGUUAUCUUUUGCGGAAUCGUUCAGUAAUUGAGAAAGCAGUAAAAUCCCUCCCAGUCGCUUCCGCUUUUUCAAAAUAUCAUCGUGGAGGGUUUGAACCUAAAAUGUCGCGGAAAGAAGCAGCCAUGAUACUGGGCAUCCCUCUUAAUGCAAAGCCAAAUAAAAUUAAAGAGGCACACAAACGAAUUAUGAUUGCAAAUCAUCCCGAUAGAGGAGGAUCUCCGUACCUAGCUGCGAAGAUUAACGAAGCAAAGGACCUUCUAGAUAGUCCCCGACAGUCAAAUUAG